This is a messenger RNA of Talpa occidentalis (Iberian mole), 737 nucleotides long. RefSeq names its product GADD45G interacting protein 1 (gene GADD45GIP1). Gene Ontology annotation, cellular component: nucleus. Bases 1 to 666 code for a protein of 221 amino acids. The transcript has 2 exons. The record is from RefSeq and is a predicted model, not a curated record. Lineage: Eukaryota; Metazoa; Chordata; Mammalia; Eulipotyphla; Talpidae.
AUGGCGGCGCCCGGGCGGCCCGUGCGCGGCCUGUUAGGGCUGGUGGCGACAGUCGGCCGUUGCUCCCGUGGCUACAGAGCGCCCCCGCCCCCGCGCCGCUCGCCGGGGCCCUGGUGGCCGGAUCCAGACGACCCCCUGACCCCGCGUUGGCAACUGGGGCCGCGCUACACGGCCAAACAGUUUGCGCGGCACGGCGCCGCCUCGGGAGUGGACUCGGGGUCCCUGUGGCCGUCGCGGGAACAGCUGCGCGAGCUGGAGGAAGAGGAGCGUGAAUGGUGCCCAAGCCUGGCGACCAUGCAGGAAUCGCUGCGCCUACAGCAGCUGGCAAAGGAGCAGAAGCGUCAGGCCAGGGAGCAGCUCAUUGCAGAGCGAAUGGCCAAGAUGCCACAGAUGAUUGCGAACUGGCAGCGACAACAGCAGGAGCGCAGGGAGAAGGCACAGGCAGACAAGGAGCGGCGGGCCCGUCUGCAAGCUGAGGCCCAGGAACGCUUGGGCUACCACGUGGACCCACGGAGCACCCGCUUCCAAGAGCUGCUGCAGGACCUGGAGAAGCAGGAGCGAAAGCGCCUCAAGGAGGAGAAACAAAGACAGAAGAAGGAGGCACGUGCUGCUGCAAUGGCUGCCAGUACAGCCCAGGACCCAGUCUCCACAGCACCCAGCUCCUGAGCUGUGUCCUUUCCCAAUAAAAUCUGUUAUCCCCAACCUCAGAGGGCUCUGUAUUGUGUGUGCCCCUCCUU